Molecule: messenger RNA, 8896 nt
Organism: Pseudophryne corroboree (corroboree frog)
Lineage: Eukaryota; Metazoa; Chordata; Amphibia; Anura; Myobatrachidae
Gene: HDAC5
Product: histone deacetylase 5
Exons: 27
Coding region: 577-3711 (1044 amino acids)
Biological process (GO): negative regulation of transcription by RNA polymerase II
Molecular function (GO): histone deacetylase activity
Source: RefSeq, a predicted model, not a curated record
GACGUCACUGAAUGUUGUUGUUGGUGGAGAGUCUACAGAACGAAAGGGAGAGACUGCAAGAGAGAGGGAGAGAGAGAGACGUCACUAAAGGGGUGAGGGACAGAGCUGCAGACUGAAUUAGGGGUAAUAGCCAAUCUUUUGCUAGAAGACAGAUGACAGCCUGAUGUAUGUGACUUUGACACUCCCCCUAGAGAGACAGCAGAUGAGACGGGAGAGACAUCCAUGGACUGAAAGAGACAAGAGCAUCCAUCCACCGAGACAGUCAAGAGACAUAACUUACAGAAACCAGAGUCACUCUCUACAAAAAUACUCACCUAAUGAGAGAGACCAAGGGCACCCAAGCCACUGAAAGAGUCUACAGACAUCUGAGGCACCAGGCUCUUGUAGAACCACUGUAACCUGGUGCUCAGACCCUGCAAAUAGAGCACAGCAACACAAGCCUUGUGAUGCGCCUAGUGGACCCAUUCUGCUAACGCUGCCGUCUUUGUGUCACCCUAAAAAAAGUGCUGGGCAGUGGAAAUCCAGGGUGGGGGUCCUUGUCCCCUCUUCGUAUCUGUCCAACUUUUGGACAUUGCAAUGAACCUUCCAACCCAGUCAGAUGGUGUUAAGGGGCGAGAGCCAGCGUUGGAGCUCCUUAGCCGGGCACAGGGGCACGCAAUGCCCACUGCAGUGGAGGUCACCCCUCACCUCUCUGCGGCAGUGCCCUCUCCAAACAGCCUCCCCCCAAGUCCCGGGGAGCUGAGGCAAGAGCAACGGGCAGCUAGUGGUCCUGGAGUGCCGAUGGACCCUGUUAAUCGGGAGCAACAGCUGCAGCAGCAGCUUCUUCUCCUGAAACAGCAGCAGCAGCUCCAGAAGCAGCUUCUUUUUGCCGAAUUCCAGAAGCAACAUGAGAACCUGACAAGACAGCAUGAGGUCCAAAUCCAGAAACACCUCAAGCAGCAGCAAGAGAUCUUGGCAGCCAAGAGGCAGCAGGAACUGGAGCAACAAAGAAAACGAGAGAGGCAGAGACAGGAGGAGGCAGAGAAACAGAGGCUGGAGCAGCAACUCCUGAUACUGAGGAACAAAGAGAAGAGCAAAGAGAGUAAGGGAGAGUGGAGAGACAGAGGUGCCAUAGCCAGCACAGAGGUUAAACUUAAGCUACAGGAAUUCCUGCUCAGCAAAUCUAAGGAGAUGCCAGGGAGUGCCAACCAUUCCAUCCUACAGCAUCCCAAGUGUUGGGGCACCCACCAUACCUCACUGGACCAUAGCUCCCCCCCUCUGGCUGGGUCACCAGCUACACCCCCCUCUUACAAGCUGCCUCUCCUGGGAAGCUACGAUGGGCGAGAUGACUUUCCCCUCCGCAAGACAGCCUCUGAACCAAAUUUAAAGGUUCGCUCUCGGUUAAAGCAGAAAGUUGCAGAAAGACGUAGUAGUCCUCUUCUCCGCAGGAAGGAUGGAACAGUCAUCAGUGCAUUCAAGAAGAGAGCUAUUGAGAUUCAGGUUUCCUCUGUAUGUAAUAGUGCCCCAGGAUCUGGACCCAGCUCCCCAAACAGCUCAAAUAGUGCCAUCUGUGAAAAUGGACUGACUGGGAGUGUGCCGAAUAUUGUUAGUGAGCAGAGAAUUCUCACCUUGGAUGGAGCAGGAGGGCCAUUAGGGCUGUACACUUCUCCAUCAUUGCCCAACAUCUGCCUGCAGGGAAGCGCCAGCAACCUCACUGGCCAGUUCACCUCCCAGGAGGGGACAGAGCGCCAAAGCCUACGGCCAGGUGGUGCUUUCAUCAGCACUACAGCACUUCCCACCCUGGAUGGAGGGGAGCUAAGUCUGGGGGCUCCCUCCCUCCUACAGCAUGUACUUUUAUUGGAGCAAGCGAGACAGCAGAGUGCCCUCAUAACAGUCCCGCUGCAUGGUCAGUCCCCCCUGGUGGGGGGAGAGCGUGUGCCCAGUUCCCUACGCUUGGUCACAAAGGGCACCCGACAUCGUCCUCUGAGCCGCACACAGUCCUCCCCUCUCCCACAGAGCCCUCAGGCCCUCCAGCAACUGGUCCUUCAGCACCAGCACUAUCUUGACCAACAACAGCUCAGCAAGCAGACUGUGGAAGGAAUACGACAGCCACCUACUCACCCAGAAGAAACAGAAGAGGAGCUGACAGAACAGGAUGGGGGGGACCAGUGUCGUGCUAUUUUCACUCUGGAUGGGGGAACAGAGAGUGAAGGAACACAAGAAGAGGAAGAAGGAGGAGAAGAUGAAGGGGAUGAUAGUGAAGAUGGACGGACCAAUGGUUCAGAGCAUGCAUUUAAAAAGCUGUUCCCAGACACACUCCCUCUGUAUCAAGGUUCCCUUCCUCAUUCGGCUUUAAGUCGUACACAGUCGUCUCCUGCAGCUCCUCUCUCUUCGUGCAGUACAGAGCCGCGCCGCAGAGUCCUCAGCACCACAGGCUUAGUCUAUGACACUCUGAUGCUGAAACACCAGUGUACGUGUGGGGAUACCAAUAACCACCCAGAGCAUGCUGGGAGAAUACAGAGUAUCUGGUCCCGCCUGCAGGAGACUGGACUACUGAGCAAAUGCCAGCGCGUACGGGGCAGGAAGGCCACGCUGGACGAGAUUCAGACGGUACAUGCUGAGCACCACACCCUGUUGUACGGGACCAGCCCACAGAGCCGCCACAAACUGGAGAGCAAGAACCUACUGGGACCUCUCUCUCAGAAGUUGUACUCAGUGCUGCCCUGUGGUGGGAUUGGGGUAGAUAGCGACACCGUGUGGAAUGAACUCCACUCACCAGCAGCAGUGAGAACGGCUGUAGGCUCCCUCCUUGAGCUGGCAGUCCAAGUGGCAUCUGGAGAACUUAAAAAUGGAUUUGCAGUUAUCCGUCCUCCAGGACAUCAUGCAGAGGAGUCGGUUGCCAUGGGUUUCUGUUUUUUUAACUCUGUAGCUAUCACAGCCAAACUACUCCGUCAGAAGAUGAACGUGGGUCGCAUUCUGAUAGUGGACUGGGAUAUACACCAUGGUAAUGGAACCCAGCAAGCCUUUUACAGUGACCCCAAUGUUCUCUAUGUAUCUCUCCACCGUUACGAUGAUGGGAACUUUUUCCCUGGCAGUGGCUCUCCAGAGGAGGUGGGUGCUGGUUGCGGAGUGGGCUUUAAUGUGAACAUUGCAUGGACAGGAGGCGUGGAACCCCCCGUUGGGGAUGCCGAAUACCUGGCUGCUUUUAGAAUGGUGGUCAUGCCCAUAGCCCGGGAGUUCUCACCAGACUUUGUCCUUGUCUCAGCUGGGUUUGAUGCAGUGGAAGGGCACCAAAGCCCUCUUGGAGGCUACUCUGUGACAGCAAAAUGUUUUGGCCACCUCACCACGCAGUUAAUGUCUCUGGCUGAAGGAAGGGUCGUCAUGGCUUUAGAAGGAGGACAUGACUUAACUGCCAUCUGUGAUGCCUCUGAGGCUUGUGUAUCAGCUCUUCUGGGCAUGGAGCCCGCACUCUAUGAUAACGUUCUACAGCAGAGACCCAGUGACAAUGCAGUGACCACUCUAGAGAGAGUCAUCGCUAUACAGAGCAAACACUGGAGCUCAUUAAACAACAUUGCUCUAGGCCACUCUCUCUUGGAAGCACAGCGUGGCGAGGUGGAGGACGCAGAGACCGUUAGCGCAAUGGCAUCAUUGUCAGUAGAUACAGAGCAGAGCAAUACAGACUGUAUCUCCAGACCAUUGGAAGAGCCCAUGGAGGAUGAGCCAGUGCCCUGAUCUCCCCUCCCUUGGACUCCACACACCACAAUCCUUUUUUUAUUUUCCUUUCUUAGUUUUUGUUAUGGUGAUCGGUUUAUUUUUUCUAUUAAAACCAAGAAACAGAAAAAAAAAAAAAAAACAAGAAAAAAACCACAAGAAAAGUAAAUGAAAUCAAAUGUCCUGUGUCCCAGAGGGUUAGACUAGCACACCCACCAUCCCUAUUCCUGGGAACCCUCACUCUAGCUUACACCCCAAUUCUGCUGCUGAGCCUGGUCUCCCGUGAACACUAAAUGCUACUGCCAAUGUCUCAUUGAUCUGUGCCUCAUACACCACUAAUACACACAUGGGCUCCUCACACUACUGCCACAUGUCUUAUAUUGCACGCGUCCGUUACAGUACACAAACAGUGGAUAGCAGACAUUUUGUGAGCAGAAACAAUGUUAAUGGCAAUACAACCUAUCAUGUGAUCUUGCUGGGUUUUUUUGUGUGUGAAACUUAUCGGCUGUGACUAUUGGUUCAUCCCACAAAAUGGCUGCCUCCACUAGGUGUACAGAACAAGUGCACAUUACAUUUCUACAGUUAUCAAUUCGUACAUUCAUCAACCCAAGAGUCCUUGCUUUUUCACUUUCAUCAAUGAUUUAGUGCCAAGAAAAUUGCAGUAAAAUUAAUUAUAAUGAAAACAGUUAAAACUAUAGUACAAGGGAAGAGAUGGUCAGGUCAUUUCAGGACAAAAGUCUGUUUGCCACAGUUUUGUUUCUACUACAGCUAUUUAGCUGCCUCCGUGGUUGGCAGAAUAUUGCUGCUUAAACACAGGUUGCUUUGUCAUUAGGAUAAAGGUUAAUGUGAAUUAAGAUUAAUAAUAAUGUGAAAUGGCUAGUUCAGUGGUUAGAAAAGGAAAUGGAAGUACAUUAUGGUUAUGUGCAGGGUCAAACAAUAGCCAUAUUCUUCUCUUUAUAUAGUACCAAUAAUAACCAGAAUAUUAUAGUACAACUAAUUAUAAGGUUAUUUUAUUUGUAUGAAGCUUUCAGAAGGAAUUAGAGCUUCAGUCCUUCAGUCAUGCUCAUACAAUUAAGCACUGCAUAUACACAUGGACUAAAUAAGCCAUUUGGCCAAUCUUGAGAUUGAAACAAAGCAGCCAUUUUAUUGGUCUGCUCAUUAGUAUACUUCAUGUUUAUGUUUCAGCUAGGCUAGUGGACUGAGAAAAUUCCCAGUGUCUCCAGUUCUGUACAUGUCGUUCAUAUGCUGCAGUUUUGUUCCUCUAAACCAGAUUAUAUGACUUACUUCUUAAACCCCCCCCCCCCAAGAAGCUGGGAGGCAUAACACAGACACAUGUUGGGGCCAGCAGAGAAUUAGCACUUCCUAUUAUUUAUUCUUUUAUUGUACUAGGAUGAUAUUAUAAAUUAUAACAUAGGCUGCCUAAAAGUUUGCCACCAUAAUAAUAAUAAUAUAAAAUUUCAAUUAUAGGGAAUAAAAUAUCUAAAGCUUUAUUGAGGGGGGGAAAAAAAUAUGUACUUGGCUGAUCAUUAUUGGUUUAAAAUAGUUAAUGGAAGAUGUCACUCAUACAAUUUGCUUGAAGGUUUAGGUUCAGAUCCAAUAGAGGGACAUGACACUAAUUGGUAUAAACAGUGAUAUAAUAAAAAGUAUAGUCCAUAACCUGCACAGAAUGGAAGCAGCCAUGAUGUGGGCUGAACCAAUGAGCACAUAUUCGGGUUGAUUCUGAGUCGGAUGGAUCUCUUUGCUAGGAUGCAACUGGUGUUGGCAUACCGUGCAUGCGCAGAUGCAGAUUUACAUAUUCUGGCGUAUAUCCAGCAAAUUAUCCAAUCAUACAGAACUCAAGUGAUCUGUCUUUAUGUGAAACUUGACAUUUUAGGGUUGCAACUGGACGCAACAAUGCAAGCGCACGGAACUGCCCUGAGUGGAGGGAGUGCCAUCAUGAGUGUGUAUAAAAAGCUCCCUGGCAUUCUGAGUCAUGCGUACGGGGAAGGGCAAGUCUGUUUCCGUUGGAUCUCUUGCACCCAACAUGGGGCUGAUACUAAUAAUGACAGUUGUGGAGGCACAGGUUUAUUUAAUAUUUAAUAGGAGCUAGUGCUAUCACUGAGGCAACUCUGCAAUCACUAGUCUCUAUAGAAAUAAUAGGCUGCAUUUACCUAAAUAUUGCUUUAGCCCAUAAAAUGGCUCCAGUGUAUUUAACUAAAAAUAAUUCACUUGCCAUCUGGUAAAUGAGUAACAUGUUCCUACAUGGCAACAAAAUAAUGAUUCUGUCUUUGAUAAAUGUCCCAUUGUAAGUAUGUAUGUGUGUAUAUGUGCAUUUUAUUCAUACGUACCACUUAGUUGUCACAAAGAUGAACGUAACACUGUAUGUGCAUCCGUGUUAAUGUGAGCAUAUACACACAUCACAUACAUGUAGAAAUUGGAUAGGCUAUCCUACCAAGGACCAAAUUCAAUAUAUUACAUAUGUCUACUGAGUGAUUUCACAAUUUUGUAAGCUAAGUUUUGUAAUAUUUUAGAUUUUUAAUGUUCCCAUCUGUUUUAAAAGUAAUUUUGCCUUUCCCUAAUCAUAUAUUAUGUUAAUAAUGACAUUGACUGCUAUGCAAGUCGGUCCCUUUAUAACAGAAGUAUGUAGCCUUGGGAUGGAUAGAGAUGGUGGUGCAUUCUGGGAGCUGCAGUUCAGGAACACCUUUUGCCAGGCUCUGCGUUACACUCAUGUGUUGGAUAUAAUGCUUCUGUUAAAAAGGUUCAAACUAAACAGAAUCACACAAGUCAUGCACAGAAAGAAAAUCAAUUGACAAAUGGGUUUGUUUAAUAUGUUGAGAUCUGUUAAUCUAAAAAGACGUUUCCUAUGAUGGCAGUAUUUGCUAAACACUAAUUUAGAUGUAAAAUUAUGAAUAAUUUAGCUGUAGUAAGAGAGCACCUGUUAUGUGGGGAGGCAGCCAUUGUGUGGGUUGAACCAGUAUUCAUCAGUAUGUAGCCUGGGAUAAGUAUGAUAUCCCGGUUGUUUGGAUCCCGGCGGUCAGGAGGCCAAAUUCCGACCACUGGUAUUUCACCAGGUUUCGGGAUUCCGGCGUCGGGUCUCCUGCCAGCCGGGAUCCCGACAACCGGUAAAUUGACUGUUUUCCUGUAGCCUAUUACUUCACUAGGAAACAGUGACAUCACUGAGGCUCUCCAUGACGACUGGUUCCUAGCUUCUCAUGUGCUGUUAAUACGGUUUCAUAGUCAGGUAGGAGACUCAUUUAUCAACUUGUAUGUGCAUUCCUACAAUGUAUCUUACAUAUAUUGGGGUCUAUGUACUAAACCUUGGAGAGAGAUAAAGUGAGCAGAUGUAUUAUGCCUGGAGAAGUGGAAGUUGAUAGCGCACGAGCCAAUCAGCUUCUAACUGUCAUGUUAUAGGCUGGGUCUUCUCCAAACUUAACACAUCUGCCCCAAAGUACCAACCAACCAACUCCUGUCAUUUUUCAAACACAGCCUAUAACAUGGCAGUUAGAGCUGAUUGGCUGGUACUUUAUUUCUGUCCACUUUAUGUCUCUCCAUGGUUUAGUACAUAGACCCCAUUAUUUUGGAAGACAUCUGUGUUUCAGCUAUGCAUUUAUAGUAACAGGGAAUUGCUUUACCCCAUUAACAUGUGAUACAACACAGCUCUGUGCUCUUUUAAUUGGAUAAAACAGAAACAAAGAAGAAGUUAUGUGUUGUAUCAUAGGGACAAAUAAAAACUUCUCAUCCUGCAUCUAUAAAUCCAUUGCAUAAGGAAACAGUUUAUUCAGCAGACAAGGCAUGAAUGCACACGCAAGCCAAUAAAUCAAAGCCAACUGCAGAUUACAAGGUUAUUAAAAGUUACCGUAAAAAUGUCAGAUAUUACUUCCCACUAACUUAUUUCAUAUUUGACACAACAGACAUAUAAUGCAUAGAAAAAAUGUACAACAGGGCUUAGAUUGGUAUUCCUUUUUUAGACAGAACAGAAAAAAAACUGUCAUUCAUUUGGGAAAAAUAUAGUUUGAACAUGUGCUUCUCUUAUUCUGAUUACUGUUUGUAACUUCUAGCUACUAAGACACAGCAGGAGGAUAUUGUUCAGGUACUGGGCCUGGACUAUGGAAUAAUAAUGAGCUUCCCUAAACAUAAAACAGCACUUACAUAUGCAGGUAAUUCAGUAAUUCCAGGUACAGGAAACAUUUACAUUGUACACAUUUGUGACUGACCCUUAAUUUUAUUUUAUAUGACAUUUUAUAUAUUAUGCAGAAUAUGCAGAAAAUAAAACAAGAGACAUUUUGCCUACCUAUUGCCCCCAGUGGAACCAUUUAAUUAGGGACCCAGUAACAUCUCUGAGGAAUGAGGCACAAAAGUAGCUGCCCUCACCUUGAAGUAGAUGACUGGUACACAUUAAAGCAAGGUCAUUUUGACAAUUACUGCUAUGUAGUGUCAUUAUAAAAUUGGUAGUCCUGAGAAUUUCCAGAAACACACACUGCUAGCCUACAAAAUUACCGUGUAUAAAUAACAUUUCAGUGGUUUUUUUUCUGCAUAAAUACUAUUAUUUAUCACACAAAUAGCAAAACCAAUCAAAUCAGGACAUGUAUAGUUACUGUCUAAGUAGAACAUGCACUUUAUUCUAACAAUUUAUGGCUUAUGUUGUCAUCGCAAACCUGCACUUAAGAGUGCCCACAAUUGUAGUUCCAGAAGGCUCAGCCUGGUAUUCUCAGUUUUUUAGGUAAAACGCAAUCAAGGCGUUAAAAACUAUUUUAGCUUUAAGUCAGACAAAGGCUCCAUUAAGAGAUUCUCAACAUAUUAAAAAAAAGAGCAUUAGUCUCAAACAUUGUUUACAGUUUCUUUGUUAUUACAAAAGCCAGAACGUUUCAGGGGGAUAAAAUGGGAUCAGGUGUGGGUGGGUCCACCUUUUAAAAUGAUGUCUUAAGGCUUAAACCCCUCUCUCACCAUCACAUGCAGUGGACUUGUGCAACUGUCUCGUAAUUUGUUGUGUAAAUAAAUAUAUAUAUUUUUUUCUAAAUUAAUAAAAAAAACCUCACAUGUUGUUCGGCAGUAUUAUGUGCAGAGUUGGGAGCUCUGAGUGGACCCCCAUGAAAGGCUGGUCCACUGUAAACUCCUUUUUGUGUGUCUCUAUGUCUCCCUCACAUGCUGUGGGUAUGAAUUUUCAUCUGAGUAUUUUGUAAUAUGUCCUGUUUGUCCUUGUAUAAAUAAAAAUGUGCUCAGACUUGCA